ACUAUCAACUGCUACGUCGUAGCACUCACACUGGUCAACUCAUAAUUACCGUCAAAGUGUGUGUUGUGUGAUCUCAAAAGACCAGAGCGAUUUAUUCGAGAUAAAAGGAUAAAAGACUAACAUACCAGUCAACAUGGCGUUCGCCGGAUUAAAGAAACAAAUUAACAAAGCCAAUCAGUAUGUCACAGAGAAAAUGGGUGGCGCGGAAGGCACAAAAUUGGAUUUGGACUUCGUGGAAAUGGAAAGAAAAACAGACGUAACGUGUGAAUUGGUUGAAGAAUUGCAAACGAAAACCAAAGAGUUUCUACAACCAAAUCCAACGGCUAGAGCGAAAAUGGCAGCUGUCAAGGGAAUUAGCAAACUGAGCGGACAGGCGAAAAGCAAUACCUACCCACAACCUGAAGGAGUGCUCGGAGACUGCAUGUUGCAUUACGGAAAGAAACUUGGCGAAGAUACUAUAUUUUCACAAUGCCUCAUCGAGAUGGGAGAGGCCCUAAAACAGAUGGCCGAUGUAAAGUAUUCGCUAGACGAUAACAUCAAGCAAAGUUUUUUGGAACCUCUGCAUCACUUGCAGACCAAGGAUUUGAAGGAAGUCAUGCACCACCGAAAGAAAUUACAAGGACGCAGGCUCGACUUUGACUGCAAGCGUCGAAGGCAAGCGAAAGGCCCUGGUAGGGCCAGCCCUUAUAUGAGUCCAAGCCAUGGUUCAGCAAGACAUGACGACGAGAUUAGACAGGCAGAAGAGAAGUUCGCGGAGUCCCUGCAACUUGCCCAAGUCGGGAUGUUCAAUCUUCUUGACAACGACGAGGAGCAAGUGGCGCAGCUCGCUUUCUUUGCGGAAGGUUUGCUGGAAUACCAUCAACAGUGCACGGAGAUCCUCAAAGGACUUGUUUCUCAACUCAUGGAAAAGAAAGAGGAAGCGAUCAACCGUCCGAAGAUGGAGUUCGUACCGAAGACGCUAGCAGACCUGAACAUCGAGGGCAUGCAUGAUUUGAACCAUGGUAGGCGGUACGGUUCUAGCCAGAGUCUCUCCCGUCCCCGCCAGCCCCUCCCCCCCUCGUCGUCGGUCGGCGACCUCUCCACCCCCGACCCCUUCCGAGCCUGGGAGGCGCCGCACACUGGCCCGCGCACUGGCCCCCACGCUGGCCUCCACGCUGGCCCCCACAGUGGCCUGCGACCGGCGCCAGUCUUCAAACCUCAUCCCGCACCUCGCGCGCAACCCAACGGAAAGGACCCUUGGACAGCUUCACCGCUCCCAUCGCCCGUGAAGUCGCCGGCGCGAACACCGAUGGCUCCCAACAAGGCUCCGUGCUGUACUGCUCUGUAUGACUUCGAUCCGGAGAACCCGGGAGAGCUGGGCUUCAAGGAGAACGACGUGAUCACGCUGAUCAACAAGGUGGACGACAACUGGUUCGAGGGCAGCCUGAACGGCAAGACGGGCUACUUCCCCAUCAGCUACGUUCAGGUCAACGUUCCACUGCCCAAUAUGUAAACUUGGAACAUGUAGGUGUAACACAAACAUUCACUUUUAAUUGAAUAUGCAAUUUCAAAAAGGGCACAUGUCGCAUAUUCUGUCAAAUACGUUUUUUCAUAUACAUGUAGUUUUGAGGCUUACCUACACC
This is a messenger RNA of Bombyx mandarina (wild silkworm), 1622 nucleotides long. It is a transcript of the gene EndoA, whose product is annotated as SH3 domain containing GRB2 like, endophilin-A. Gene Ontology annotation, molecular function: protein binding. NCBI's taxonomy places the organism in Eukaryota, Metazoa, Arthropoda, Insecta, Lepidoptera, Bombycidae. Gene Ontology annotation, biological process: synaptic vesicle uncoating. The record is from RefSeq and is a predicted model, not a curated record. Gene Ontology annotation, cellular component: glutamatergic synapse; cytoplasm; presynapse.